Styela clava is the source of this 902-nucleotide messenger RNA. Its product is annotated as putative oxidoreductase SSP0419. NCBI's taxonomy places the organism in Eukaryota, Metazoa, Chordata, Ascidiacea, Stolidobranchia, Styelidae. The record is from RefSeq and is a predicted model, not a curated record.
GUAAAAUUCCAUGUCACGGUAACGUCAAUGAUUAAUAAACGUUUCUCAAAAACAAUUGAAGGGCUGUACGCUAUAGUAGCCCAGUAAGACUGAAGUGGCGCGAUGAAAUUUUUUGGGAAAAUAGUGGUUGUCACAGGAGCAUCGAGUGGGAUCGGUGCAGCUACCGCAAUAGCAUUCUCAAAAGAAGGAGCUAAGCUGGCAAUUUGUGGGAGGAACAAAGAAAGAUUAUCAGAAACAGCAAAAAUAUGUCUCGAAAAUGGUGUUGAGGUUUUGGAAAUUGUUGGAGAUCUAUUACAAUUUGAGCAUUUGGAACUAAUCAUCAACAAGACAGUCGAGAAAUUUUCUGCCAUUGAUAUUUUGAUAAACAACGCAGGACGAGGAUUGCUUAAAUCUGUUAGUGAUGUGGAAGUUCCUGAUUUCGACCUAUUAUUUCGGAUACUUAUUCGUGCUCCUGUUUUUUUAUGCAAAUACGCUUUGCCUCAUCUCAAGAAAACAAAAGGGUGUGUAGUGAAUGUGUCGAGUGUAGCGACGUUUUGCAGUGGAAAAACAUCUACUUCUUACAAAAUGUUCAAGGGUGCUUUGGAUCACUUUACAUCAGGAUUCUCUGCAGAGUGCAGCCCCUUCGGUGUCCGUGUGAACGGAAUCAAUCCAGCUGUCGUUAUGACGAGAAUUGCAGAAACAUCUGAAAUGCCGAAGGAUUCCGCGGAAAAGAUGCUUGCGAAUUUAAAAGAUCAACAACCGUUUGGAAUUAUUCAACCAGAAGCAAUAGCUGAUGGAAUCUUGUUUCUUUGUACCUCUGCUCAUAUCACGGGAAUAUCACUGCUCGUAGAUUCGGGAUUUUUGACUACAAUUUAAAACGCUCUGUAAAACCUUGCUAUUUAUAUUUUGAAAGAAUGAAAGAC